Messenger RNA from Durio zibethinus, 1610 nucleotides. RefSeq lists its product as uncharacterized. The record is from RefSeq and is a predicted model, not a curated record. Lineage: Eukaryota; Viridiplantae; Streptophyta; Magnoliopsida; Malvales; Malvaceae.
UUUUUUUUUUUUUUUGCCAGCACUAACGCGUUUGAUUAGACCGUCAAUUAGAAAAUCAAUUUUUAAAAUUUUUUUCUCACUUUUUCUCUCAGAUCUUCCCACUUAUAUAGAAACGUUUCUUUUCUCUGGUACCUUUGUUUUUGUGUUGUUCCCUCUCAUUCAUAUCUUACCAAAACAGAUGGAGAAAUCCCAAGCACAGAAGCAGAACCAAACCCAAGACCCCAAACAGAAGAAGGAAAAACCUCAAGAACAGAAGCAAAGCCAAACCCAAGAGGCCAAACGAAAAAUACAGAAGACCCAAGAGGGCAAGCAUCUUGUAUGGGAUUGUGGUAGCACUCUUUAUGACUCGUUUGAACUCAACUCUUUCAAGCGUCAACUCGACACCGCAAUCCAUUCAAGAACCAUGUCCAUGCCUCAUUUAAUCGAUGAUGCUCGAUCUCCGUUUCCUCCUACCCCACAUUACUCUACUCUUCCGCCUCCAGUUUCCAAGAAGCAGCCUUCGAAGUUCUCUCGCUCGAUUCAGAAACUCUUCAAAUCCAUGUUCAAGUUCAAACAAACUUCGAGUUCUUCGGUUUUGUGGUUGAAACAAAGAUCGCACGAGGAGUACUACGUGGUUUACGACAAGACAGGUGCACUGACAACGAUCCCUGAGGUGCCCGAGAUUGAUUUUGGAGGGCUUUCACCAGAGAUUAACUCAUUGGUUGUUAAGAGAACUGAAUCAGAAAGGUUCACUGCAGCCUCGACUGUCGGUAUUUCAUGUGCUUAAUAUACAAAAUUUAAAGAAGCUAAUUAUACAGAAUAUAUAUCUGAAUAACGAAGAUGUGAUCAAAUAGUUUGUGUAUAUUUUGAUCGUAUCUCUAAGUUUUUUUAGGAAGUUUUCUCCUUAAGGCUACGUUACUUGAAGUUUUGAACUUUGACCCUUUCUUGUGAUCUAAACUAUGAUCAUCAGCUGUAUCUGUUUAAUCAAUAGAUCAAUAGGGUCAUUUAAUUUCUUUAUUUGUUUUCUUCCCUUUGUUUGGUUAAACUUCAUGAUUAGCCUCUUGGAUUAUUAGUUAAUUAAUCCCACAUGGGUUUAAGGGAUGAAAAAUUUUCUACCUACUCCAGUGACUGCAAUUCCUCAAGCCAUUUUCUCUGGUUAUGAAGUGACCUUUAGUUAAUGGGGUAGUGCUCAAGUAUGGAUCCCAAGUUUUGCCCAAUUGAAACAUGUUUUUGUUGCUGAAAAGCCAGAAAGAAAUCAUUUAUACAAGCCUUUUAUAUGGAAGGGUUAUUCAUUUGCCUUAUGUAUGGGGUCACUAUGCAUGGAAUUUCAAGAUUUUUUUUCUUAAUUUAUGAACCUAUGACCUAAGAAGAGCUAGGAAAUUUUCUCUUUGGCCUUUUCUGGAGUAUAAUAAUUUGCUUUUCUAUUUAGGAUCAGUACUUGGUAAUUUCUCAAAUAAAUGAACAAUUGUCACUUGUUACAUCGUUUUUUUUUUUUUUAUAGAAACGUCACUUGUUACUUUAGUAAUCAAAUGAUUUUAUAUUUACCUGUUCUUCCCCUUAUCCUUAGAUUGCAAUUUUCUUUAUAAAAAAAAUGCAUGUAGGUGUAUCUAUUCCGCCCAUGGCCCUUAUUA